Molecule: messenger RNA, 327 nt
Organism: Hibiscus syriacus
Lineage: Eukaryota; Viridiplantae; Streptophyta; Magnoliopsida; Malvales; Malvaceae
Exons: 1
Coding region: 60-266 (68 amino acids)
Source: RefSeq, a predicted model, not a curated record
AUAAACAUUUAGCUUUCUGGGGCCUGAACAUUGUUUUUUAGUCGUUUCAUGUUUUGAAUAUGGUCUGCUUUUGUUUCUUGGUGGACCAAAGGCGGAAGCUGAAAAGUAUUAAGCCGGCAGCUGGGUUAUGCUCGCGGUGCGGCGGUGGAGCAAGCGUCGGAGAUAUGAUGACGAUCAACCGGUUUUGUUAUGUCCCGUUUUAUUGGAAAUCUCGGAAAGCUAUAAUUUGCACUUUUUGUGGAGCUGUUCUUAAAUCUUACAGAUGAAAGAAGCCGGAGCUGUCUUCUCUGUCGGUUUUUCGUGACUUUUAAGGCCGUAUGUAUGCAA